AUGUUCCAGAGGUUUCUGCUGCAGAGCGGUCAGAUUCAACUUCCCUCUGGCGUCACUCUUGCGCCUCUCACCCAGUCUCUGGUCAAUCAAGACAAGCCCCAGCUCAAGAAAUUCAAUGUCACUGGCUCUCCCGUGAAUGUCGACGCUUCCAACGCUCUCUCUUUGACUACGAGUGAUAUCGCCUUGAUCAGUUGCGACAGUUCUGCAUAUCACGGCGAGUUGGAUGCGAGUGCGACCGUCGCCAACGUUCUCACCUCGCAGCAAAAGGCUUCCGCGGUGCUUCUCUAUAGCUCCACCGCUACCCACUGUAACUUUACGGCGAAUGACGACAACGUCCGUCAGUACAACAACGUCUUUACUCUUGUCAGCCCACAAACCGCAGACACUCUCAAGGACCAACUCAAUUCAGAGGACCACGAUAGGUCCGCUAGCAUCGUGGCGGAAAUGUACUCGCCUACCCCGGCCCAGGGCGGUUCGGGUGGGGGAACUGACUCGGGAUCAGACAGUCCCAACACUGCUAUGAUCAUCCUGUAUACUAUUACAGGUAUCAUCACGGCGCUGUUCCUCGGCAUCAUCAUUACCGGCGCUCUCCGGGCUCAUCGCCAUCCGGAACGUUACGGACCUCGAUAUACCACAGGGCGCCCGCGGCAAAGUCGAGCGAAAGGUAUAGCCAGGGCAAUGUUGGAGACGAUUCCGAUCGUGAAAUUUGGGGACGACCACAACCCGAAGGAGGCAGCGAUGAAGGGCGACGUGGAAAUGUCGAUGAGCUCCAGGGAACAAGUGGCCGAGCACUCUCCAGAGCAAAGAGAGGCUGCCGCUGCCGAUGAGACCACCGCACCGCCAUCGCAACAGAACGAAGGACAUAUUAGUUCGGAGCCUAACCAAAACCAACAAAACAAAUCGUCGUCGGGAACGACCACACCGGCUGCCGGUCCACCGCAGGAGACGAUCAACUUUUCAUGCCCCAUCUGUACCGAUGAUUUCAUCAAGGGACAAGACUUGCGCGUCUUGCCGUGCAACCACAAAUUCCACCCCGAGUGUGUCGACCCGUGGCUUGUGAAUGUGUCUGGUACUUGUCCAUUGUGUCGUAUCGAUCUCAAUCCAUCUCAGCCAGAGGGUGAGAAUGAAACGGGCGAGGCAGAGGAUAAUACCGAAACCACACAGGACAACAACCCGGCCGGUGCGGCCGAACAACAAUCGGAAGCAGUGCAAGGCCGCCAACACCACCGUUUGACCAACUACCUGCACGGUACCUUGAACGCCCGGCGAAUGCGCGAUGCGAGUGUCGAAGAGCGCCUGGCCGCGCUACGGGUUGUACGCGCAGAGGCAAACCGCGAGGAUGCGGCUGAGGACGCGGAGGAAGGGCAAAACCGACGGAGUCGACUGACGACACGACUUCGCGAUCGAUUCCGGAUUCGAACUCGUCCUCAUGAGAAUGAGGGAGAGGCAACGCAAUCGUAA
This is a messenger RNA of Aspergillus wentii DTO 134E9, 1461 nucleotides long. RefSeq lists its product as uncharacterized. NCBI's taxonomy places the organism in Eukaryota, Fungi, Ascomycota, Eurotiomycetes, Eurotiales, Aspergillaceae. The record is from RefSeq and is a predicted model, not a curated record. Bases 1 to 1461 code for a protein of 486 amino acids. The transcript has 5 exons.